Molecule: messenger RNA, 5286 nt
Organism: Wasmannia auropunctata (little fire ant)
Lineage: Eukaryota; Metazoa; Arthropoda; Insecta; Hymenoptera; Formicidae
Gene: Snx27
Product: sorting nexin-27
Exons: 7
Coding region: 9-1622 (537 amino acids)
Biological process (GO): intracellular protein transport; signal transduction
Cellular component (GO): early endosome
Molecular function (GO): phosphatidylinositol-3-phosphate binding; protein binding
Source: RefSeq, a predicted model, not a curated record
AGUGCAACAUGGCGGACUGCGAGUCGGAGGUGCACCGCUUGCCAGCCGUGAACCAGGACGGCAGUGCGAGGAACGUGACGGCGGCCGUGACAAUGGUGAACAACAACGCGCGCGUACCGCAGCAUCCGCCGGCCGCCGGACCGGACAAGGACCCGGUCGGCCAGGGGCCGCGGUGCGUAACGAUCUACAAGACGGAGACGGGCUUCGGGUUCAACGUACGCGGCCAGGUCAGCGAGGGUGGACAACUGCGGAGCAUCAACGGCGAGUUGUACGCGCCGCUGCAGCACGUCAGCGCGGUGCUACCGCGAGGCGCCGCCGAGAAGGCCGGCGUCCGCAAGGGCGAUCGUAUCCUGGAAGUGAACAACGUCAAUGUCGAAGGCGCCACUCACAAGCAGGUGGUAGAUCUGAUCAAAUCGGGCGGCGAUGUCCUCACCCUGACCGUUAUUUCCGUGACGCCGCAGGAAGCGGAGAGGCUGGAGCCAUGCGAGGAUCUGAGCUACGCGUCGGUGGACUACAGCGAGAAGCGAUCUCUGCCCAUCAGCGUGCCGGAUUAUCACGUCCGCGAGAGGAAGCACGAGCGUUACGUGGUCUUCAACGUCCACAUGGCCGGCAGGCACUUGUGCUCGCGCCGGUACAGGGAAUUCGCGGCGUUGCAUAUGGCGCUGAAGAAGGAGUUCAUAGGCUUCAAUUUCCCGAAGCUACCGGGAAAAUGGCCAUUCCAAUUGAGCGAGCAGCAGCUUGACGCGAGAAGACGCGGUCUGGAGCAGUAUUUGGAGAAGGUGUGCGCGGUGCGCGUGAUAGCGGAGAGCGACGCAAUGCAGGAAUUUCUGACGGAUCGGCUGGAGGAGGACGGCGACCAGGGCCCGGCGGUGGAUCUCAAGGUUCUGCUGCCCGAUCGCGAAGUCGUCACCGUCACCGUGCCCAAGGCGGCGUCGGUGAAGGAUGUCUACGACGCGGUUUGCUGCCGAGUCGGCUUGGACGCGGAAACCGCGAAGUACUUUUACCUGUUCGAGAUCGUCGAGUACAAUUUCGAGAGGAAGUUGCAACCUCACGAACAUCCGCAUACUUUAUACAUUCAGAAUUAUUCGACUGCCAGCGCAACGUGUUUGGCGAUAAGGAGGUGGCUCUUCAAUGUAAAUAGGCCUCUAAGCGAGCAGGCGUUGACUUGGAUAUUUUGGCAAACAAUCGACGAGGUGAACAGGGGUCACAUCACCGCGGGAGAGCGGUUGUAUCAGUUGAAGGCUCUGCAGGACGCGUCGAGAAAGCACGAGUAUUUGAAAUUAGCGAGGGAACUUAGUGGGUACGGCGACAUCGUGUUUCCGCAUUGCGCGUGCGACUCGAGGAAGGAGGGCCAUGUGAUACCGGCGGUGGGCAUGGCGGCCUUCAAGUUGCACGCCGCGAAGGAGGACGGCACCCUGGAGUCGCAGGUGGUCGAGUUCCAAUGGAGCACCAUCGCCCGGUGGGAAGUGGACGAGGACGGGAUGGCGUUCUGCUUCCAAUACACGCGCCAGGACAAUCGUCCGCCCCGCUGGCUCAAGGUCUUCACUCCUUACUAUACGUUCCUCUCGGAUUGCUUCGAUCGAAUAGCCGAGGAAGCGAAGUGGGACGACCCAGGGGAAUGACGUAACGUACGACGCUAAGAGGUAUCCGGUGUUAAUAAACGUUGCAGAGGGUCCUCUUUCACUGGAUAUCUCGCACCCGUCUCUUGGUAGUCGAAAACUUUUUCUUACUAGGAUUAGGGCAGUUCUUUAGAAACGGUACCGAUUUAGCGUAGUACCUUUAGCAUAUCAAAUUUUCCAUCAGUUGGCUUCGCCGAACAUUACCAAUGCUGUGCACCGAGAGAGCGUUUGCCCACCGGUUAUCGUCGGAAGAGUCAAACGCAUAUACGAUGUGUAGAUACGUACAUCCCAGUGAAACAAAUGCUGCUACGAGAGAGACAAAAUUCGAUUGGAUUACCGCGACGCUCGCAAGUGAGAACGGAAUGUGAUUGUAUAAAUUUAAACCUGGAUUUUCGUUGUACGCCACGCUCGUCCAUGACCUGGUGAGGGAGUCUUGGCGUAGCUAGAAUUAGCGCGCAAGAAAAAAAUAAAUCUGGUUUUUAUCGAUAUACGUACAGCUGGGACUUUUGUUUCGUCGAUAAAACAACGUGCCGUUUUUCCCCUUCGUUACGACGAGCAUGAAAAUUGCGCACGUGAUGGCAUAUAAGAGAAUUACGUUAGUGUACAGAUACGUAUAAUCUAAAAUUAUACUACGGGGAUACGGUCGUGUCCGCCUAGAAACUACCUAUCCUUCUGGCCUAUGAAUUAUUAUGUAUACAGCACGCAACUCGUUUUCCGGCGAGAGAAUCGAUCGUCUUACGUAAAACGUUCCUCCUUGUUCGCCUAACGAACCCGAAACUCACUUUCGUUGGAUCUACACGUUUAAAGGGCAGAAAUGAUUGCAUUUUCUAAUGUGCAAUAUUUUAUAAAUCAAUAAUCAUUCGUCAAUUUCGUUACGCAGGAUAUUUAAAAAAAAACGAGAGGCACCGCUUUCGCACGUUUGUAAAGGGAUCUCAAUUAGUAGUCGACAGCGCGCGUCCAAUUUUAUCGCUGUGGUAGAUUUCACUCCAUAUAUUCCUCGCGAUUAAGAGCUUGUAAAAUGAGACGCCAGAAAGUCUGGGACGUCCGAGAGAAAAGAAGAAAUAGAUACAUAUCACAUUCAUCGACGACUUUAUCGUAAGCAGGAUCGGCUAUAUUCUUACUUCCUCUUUCUUCUUUUUAAACUAUCCUGUGUAACAAACGCGAUUCCUAUUAACGCACGCGUGGCUACGGCAGGUAACCACGUGUCCCGUAAUCGAUAUGUAACGUAUCGAUCAGUCCUUUACACAUUUUGUUAAUUCAUUAGUAUGUAUAGAGCAUUAGCGUUGAUACAAAGUAGAACAAAAAAAAAAGCUGUACAUAUUAACGUUACAAAUAUAUACUUUUUUGAGAAGAAACUCAUUAUUGUCAGUUGUGUAUAACAUGUGUGUAUGCGUGCGUGCGUUUUGAUAAGAUCGAGACAACGGCUCGAUCGCAAGAUGUGUAAUAGCUGGGUGUUCGCGUAUAGUAACUAAAAGUGAUCGAUUAUCACGCGAACGAUUGUGCGCGUGAAUCGCAAGUGAAUCGGAUAAGUAAGAGUCGAGGACUAUUUUUGAACCGACGUUCUCGAUUGAGAAACUUUAUCUCUCGGGCUACUCUCUUCCCCUCCCCCUCCCCCCUCUUUAGUGAAUUUAUAAAGAUACUGUACAAUAGAAAAUGCGGCAUUAGUGCUCAUCUCUCGAUUACGUAAGCGGGAUUCAGCAAGGGAGGAGGAGACGUGAAAGAAACUCGGAACAAUAAUGUAAUAAGGUCGCGUGGUUUCCUCUAUUACCUUAUACGAAGGCAGAAUAAUACUCACUAAUAAUGUUAAAAGAGAUAAUAACAAGCAAGUAAGAAAUAUAUAAGGGUAACGUUGGCACAUACUCUGCGCGUCGCGGGAUUUUGCGAAAGGCCGCAAAAGGACGCGUUUGGCAUUAGAUAUCCACAGUAGAAAGCGAAUAUUUGGAGCGAGUUCUCUCAUGCACGUUAAGCUCAUUAUUUGGUAUACGUUCGUUUUUUCUCUCUCUUCUUUUCUUUUUUUCUUUUCCUUAUAUAAUGUAUGCAUCCUGCUUUCUCGCAGCGCUUAAAUCCACUCGUUCUAAACAUGUCGCUUACUUAACUGCGAGCAGUUCUCAGCAGAUAAUAAAUAGACAGAUAGAUAUAUUAUUACCGUUAACGUUUUUAAACUUUAUUCAUGGAGUGUCGAGCGCGUGCGACGAAUGUACGGGAAAUGUAUGUGGCAAUGUAAAAUCCGAAUGUAGUGAGAGAGAGAGAGAGAAAAAAAUAUAUAUAUAUGCUUGCGACAGAGCAUAGUUAUAAUACUGUUAAUGAUAAUAGAAAUAUAGAGCAUAAUAUAGCGUAAUUAUAAUCGAAGCGCGCGAAUAUCCGAGUGAACACACACAUAUAAGACGAUCGAUAUACGAUGUGAUAUAUUCGCGCGUGCACCUAUAGAUAUUCGAUCGAGCGGACAAGACAGUUACAAUAAUGGUUUCUAUUGUUUUGUCGAUAGAGAAAUAGAGAGAGAGAGAGAGAGAGAGAGAGGAGAGAGAAAGAGGCAGGUUUUGCGAGGGAAUUGUGCAAAGUGAUCUGAAUUGUAGUUAGCAAUACGUACGUUUGGAAACUGUGUUACUGGUGAUAAAGUAAACCGAGUGAGAAUCUUCGGGUGAGAUCCACCCAACGUUUAUAUAUAAUUUAGGAUCUAUACAAAUGAGGGAAUUAGCGAAUGGCAGCUCUAUUGCAGUAAUGCGUCUAAUAAUACUUCCGCACUAUCUGAUCUAUUUGAUCAUGCAGGCGAUAUAUCGAGAAACUCGAAGGUCUCAUCGGUUAUUAUAUUACCGGCGGCAAAAAGAUUCUCUCGAAAUACGCGUCGAGACUUUUCCGUGAUUUUUUUUUUUCGAUCGGUAAAGUAAUCGAACGAAUAAUUUUCGGAUCGGAAGAGAGAGUCUGUGGCGAAAUAGGAGAAGCCACAGUGUGUUUAAAGAAUGGCAAUAAUAUGUAUUUAUAAUGAAUCUGCGUGUGUGUUAAUUGGUAGAGUUAAUUGGUAGCGGGUAUUUUUCGAGAAAAUGCGCGCGGGAAAGGGGGAGGAGAGCGGAGAUGAUGAUCGCAGAGAUACGUCCAAGUUGAAUUGGUGACUUCUGAUGCGAAAGAUCUGAAAAUAGUCGGAUGAUAUUUUGUACAGUUUUUAAAAAUUAUCUUUAUCUUGCAGUAUUUUUAUUGCGAUUCGAUCAACGCCUUAUGACAGUUUUAGCGUCGUAAGUUGAACGAAUGCGUCGAAAAUUGUCUUUCAUUUCUGAAGCUGUUCGAUAAAAAAAUUUUGCUUCUUUUUAUUGUUUUUUUUUUUCUUGCGAGAUCUCUCACUAUAUAGGAAAUCAAGCAAUUGUUUUGUUAUCUCGUUAAUUAGCGUGCUAACGAGUCUGUCAGACGCAGAAUGGCGAAUUAGAUAGUUUAAUUUAAUUAUUGUUAUUACAAGACCAUAUCAUUACGGUUAACUCUCUUUAGGCGUUAAUUAAAAUAUUCUGUAUAAUCAUAGUACGUAAUAACAAAUGCUCCAAUUUACCGUAUGAACAUCAGUUUGCGAAAGCUGUACGUUUGCUGUAAAACUAGUGUUUCGACUUAGCGCGAGAGAGGUAUUAUUCGAUUUCUUUAUGAGCCAUCUUGAGAAGCGUAUAAUAAAAACAGAAGAACUAUAGAA